UAUGCUGCCCAGCUAACGAACGUUGCGUCGCAAGCUUGUUCCAAGGCUUCUAUCAGCUUUCUGUUCGGCACAUUCGCCGCCAUUCGACCGUUCGUCAUUGCAAAUCGCGCCUUGCUGAUACUCACUACCCUUUGGAGUAUUGCAUCAUUCUUCACCAUAGCAUUCCAGUGCGACACACCAAAUACGUGGGAUCUGACUGCUCGAUGCAUUGACCUGCAGAAUGCAGCCAGCAAUGGCAUUAACAUCUCAAACAUGCUGCUGGAGGUGAUGACGAUUCUGCUUCCUGUCGUGUUCAUGCCUAAAGUCCACACCAGCUGGUCAAUUCGUCUCGUCGUGAUUCUAUCAUUUGCGACCAGGAUCUUCGUCAUAUUUUCCUUGAGCGGACAAAUCUCUUCCUCCGUGGAACAAUACCGAGACCUCGCCUGGAACUACGGUCACAUGGCAAUAUGGAUGCAGAUGACGAUGAACAUAUCUCUCCUCACUGCCUGUAUCCCCGGAGCACAGGACUUCUUAGCGCGCCUACGCCCAGGCAUG
Dissoconium aciculare CBS 342.82 is the source of this 534-nucleotide messenger RNA. RefSeq lists its product as uncharacterized. The annotation marks the transcript as partial. The transcript is spliced from 2 exons. The record is from RefSeq and is a predicted model, not a curated record. NCBI's taxonomy places the organism in Eukaryota, Fungi, Ascomycota, Dothideomycetes, Mycosphaerellales, Dissoconiaceae.